UUUCCUUUCCUUCGCUUUUUUUGCUCAAAACUAUCACAAGGUGCUACUGUUCCACUAACACCUAUCUCCGAUUUCUUACUAAACUCGUCCCUCGGAUUUCCAUAUGGACUUUAUGCCUCGAUACGCCUAUAAAACCACACAAACCGCCGUAUACCACGCCCAUACCAAUCGAUCCAGGUCCAAAACCAUACUUGAGUGACAGAAUUUUCACCUCGACGAGGAUCACUUGCUGAAUAGCUCUUGAUACUUCUUGAUUACCACAAAACUUGCACACGACCUUGCAGGUUUUCCUCGUCGACUCGCACGAAUCUAAGCGCAUUUGCGCUCAGCACAACCGACUCCAUUUCUGCGCUUCCCCAGUAACCCUCCGCCAAAAUGAUGAACCACGCUCGAGUCAAGGCCCUCAAGAGUGACGGGAAAACCGUCUCCAAAAAGGCCAUCAAGUCAGGCCGCGCUUCGGCUAACCUAACUCCCCAUGGCUCCCCUUUCGCUUCGCUUCUUACGUCACCGGCGCAUUCCGCAGCUCCCAGUAGGGCAGCCUCUGACGAGAGCGAGGAUGAGUUCGAGUACGAUGAUACCAUGAGCAUUGCAUCCGCAAGCUCUCUGGUCGAUACGAACGACGACGGUACCAACACUUUCGACGCCAAAAAGUUUAUGGAGGAACUCCAGGAUCGCAAGCACAACAACAGCGAUGCCCGAACACAACUAUUAGAACUCUACAUCAAGGUUCUACGACAUCGCUUUGCGCCGGCUACUCAUGAGUGGCUUGACGAGUCUGCCAAUGAACUUGCCGAGCUCUUCGUUCGUGGCGCCAAUCGUGGCAUGGAAGCUAGAGAGCGACUGCUAUACCUCCAAGCGUAUCUCCUGACCCUCAGUUCUUCUGAGGAAGUCGACGUUUAUGAGCAUGGCGAAGGAACUCUCAAGCAGAUCAUAGCCGAUGACGACGAUGAAGAGUGCAAGGCAUUUGGCAUCUAUGCGCUGUGCUUUACCGUCCUCUACGGCGGUGGUGGCGAGACAGAGGCUCUCGAGUUGCUUGACUACUUGUACGCCAUUAUCGAGUCUGAUGGCGAUAACAUCGACUCAUUUGAUAAUGGAUUCAUUGUCGCAGCUGCCCUGAGAGGUUGGUCUUUUGUUGCCAGCCAUGUAGAUGACUUCUCUUAUGCGGCUACCAUGGCUUUGGACGGAUUCUACGAACAACUCGACAGCGUCGAUGUUGGAGUUCAGACCAACGCUUCUGCCUGCAUUGCAUUGAUCUUUGAAUCAGCGCGAAACCACGAGGAGGAGACUGGAGAGUCAUGGGAUCUCCCUGUCAACCCAGAGAAGCUUACAGGCCGCAUGUCAGAGCUUGCCAAGCAGAGUUCCAAAUCUGUAUCCAAGAAGGAUCGUCGCGACCUUCGAGACAGUCUGAUCAGCGCCAUUACGUCCCUGGAAAAGGGCGUAGGCCCUGGAUACUCGUCCGCUGGGUACACUCCCCAAAAGGGCGAACGCCUUGCCUCCAAGCCUAAUGAGGAUGGUGUUGUCGAGUUUGGGUACCGUCACAAGCUUCGCCUCGGCAAUUAUGUGGCUGUUAUCGAUUCGUGGUCACUCUCUUCCCGAAUCGACAUGAUGAGACUUCUUUUCGGAGGUCACCUGCAAAAACACAUUUUCGAAAAUCCUGUCGUGGCCGAGUGUCUCAGCGACGCCGACUUUACCGAGCAGGGUUCUAGGAAAUAAACCCGAAGUAUAUGUUGCAUCCGGGCUUUUUUUAUGCUUAUAGGUGUUUUGCUGGGGCGUUUUGUUACAGAGAUUCAAUACCUGGUUGUGUUUCGGUGCAUUGAAUUGGAGGGUUUGGUCACGGCAUGUUGUUCCAAAUUGUGCAGCAUCUUGUUUGGCAGAUACAGAGCUAGAUCGAGAACAGUCGGCUAAUUUGAGACCUGCUGUCUUUUUUAUUUUGAGGGUUUGAAAUUAGAGUCUGUUUGCGAUUGUCAAUAAAGUGUCUUGAAAUGGUUUCCUUUUGUCUUGUUUCUUUGGGCAUACAUUCAAAUGGGUU
Molecule: messenger RNA, 2029 nt
Organism: Fusarium graminearum PH-1
Lineage: Eukaryota; Fungi; Ascomycota; Sordariomycetes; Hypocreales; Nectriaceae
Exons: 1
Coding region: 376-1713 (445 amino acids)
Source: RefSeq, a predicted model, not a curated record